Messenger RNA from Momordica charantia (bitter melon), 1298 nucleotides. It is a transcript of the gene APG10, whose product is annotated as Aldolase-type TIM barrel family protein. The record is from RefSeq and is a predicted model, not a curated record. Lineage: Eukaryota; Viridiplantae; Streptophyta; Magnoliopsida; Cucurbitales; Cucurbitaceae. Gene Ontology annotation, biological process: L-histidine biosynthetic process; L-tryptophan biosynthetic process. Gene Ontology annotation, molecular function: 1-(5-phosphoribosyl)-5-[(5-phosphoribosylamino)methylideneamino]imidazole-4-carboxamide isomerase activity. Gene Ontology annotation, cellular component: cytoplasm.
UCACUGCCGCCAACUCCCUUCAGCCAUAAUCAAGUCAUCGGUCGCACAAUCGCCACCUGAUACUGGUCUCAUCUUUCACAACCCCUCUCUCCCCUACUCGAAAAAAUUUCAACUUUCAAUCAUACCCAUUUCAUUUUAAUCUAGAUUUUAUCUACAUUUGAUGAAAUCAGCUUCAUUAGGUUCAAAUGAAAUUCCAAAGCCUUUGUUCUUCAAGAUGUUCCACUCUCUGUCCGCUUCUCGGAGCUUCCACCUCUACCAAUUUUGGAACUAUGAAGCUUGGAAUCGUUAGAGCGACACCUUCACCAUCUUCCAGAUCCUCAAGAAUGACUGUUCACUGCGUGGUUCGUUUCCGCCCUUGUAUUGAUAUUCACAAGGGGAAAGUGAAACAAAUUGUUGGAUCAACUCUCCGGGAUUCAGAGCAGGAUGGCUCAACUCUUCUCACAAAUUUUGAAUCAGAUUUAUCAGCUGCUGAGUAUGCAAACUUGUACAAACAAGAUGGGCUUACAGGUGGUCAUGUCAUCAUGCUUGGAGCAGAUCCUUUGAGCAUAGAUGCUGCCCUCGAAGCAUUGAAUGCCUAUCCUGGCAGUUUACAAGUUGGAGGUGGGAUCAAUUCAGAAAAUUCUUCAAGUUAUAUUGAAAAGGGAGCUAGCCAUGUCAUUGUCACUUCAUAUGUGUUCAACAAUGGACAAAUGGAUCUUACAAGGCUUAAAGAUCUUGUUCGCAUUGUUGGGAAACAAAGGCUAGUGCUGGAUCUUAGUUGUAGAAAAAAGGAAGGUAAAUAUGCAAUUGUGACUGAUAGAUGGCAGAAGUUCAGUGAUGUAUUUCUUGAUGAGAAAGUACUGGCUUUCCUGGCUGACUAUGCAGAUGAGUUUUUAGUCCAUGGCGUGGAUGUCGAAGGGAAAAAACUCGGCAUCGAUGAAGAGCUAGUGACGUUGCUCGGCAAGUAUUCAUCGAUUCCUGUCACAUACGCGGGCGGAGUCACGACGAUGGCCGACUUGGAAAGGAUAAAAGACGCGGGAAUGGGGCGUGUGGAUGUUACCGUGGGCAGUGCAUUGGAUAUUUUUGGGGGAAAUUUAGCAUACAAGGACGUUGUUGCAUGGCAUACCAGGCAAAAGGUAUCAACAGUUUAGUGCCCCCCCUUUUGUUUGCUGCAUAAUUUUGUUUACUUGGGGGCUGCCUUGCUAGUCAUAACCCAUGAGACUCGGUGCCUUUGAUGUUCUUUGUUCACUCAAAGACCUUAAAUUUAUUUAAUGAUCAAGCCAUUCAUGAAUGAGAUGUUGACAAAAUAGUUACUAAUA